Molecule: messenger RNA, 3567 nt
Organism: Crotalus tigris (Tiger rattlesnake)
Lineage: Eukaryota; Metazoa; Chordata; Lepidosauria; Squamata; Viperidae
Gene: RIPK4
Product: receptor interacting serine/threonine kinase 4
Exons: 8
Coding region: 110-2476 (788 amino acids)
Biological process (GO): protein phosphorylation
Cellular component (GO): cytoplasm
Molecular function (GO): protein kinase activity; protein binding; ATP binding
Source: RefSeq, a predicted model, not a curated record
CUUGAGUCACCUGGGGAAAAGAGACAGUGGCGAGAAGCGAGGCGGGCAGUGGGUUCGGUGCCUGAGGAGAGAGCCACGCUGCCACGCUGGGGAGCGCUCCGAGGGCCCCAUGGAAACGGAGGGUCGCUCCUCGUGGGCCAUGGGGCUGCUGAAAACCUUCGACUCCAGCGAGUUCGUGAGCUGGCAGAAGAUCGGCUCCGGGGGCUUCGGGCAGGUUUACAAAGCCCGCCACGUCCACUGGAAAACAUGCCUCGCCAUCAAGUGUUCGCCCAGCCUGCAUGUGGAUGAGAAGGAGCGUACGGAACUAUUGGAGGAAGCAAAGAAAAUGGAAAUGGCAAAGUUUCGUUACAUUCUUCCAGUUUAUGGCAUUUGUAAAGAGCCUGUAGGGUUGGUCAUGGAAUACAUGGAAACAGGAUCUUUGGAGAAGCUCUUGGCCUCUGAACCACUACCCUGGGAACUACGUUUUCGAAUCAUCCAUGAAACAGCUGUGGGCAUGAACUUCCUUCAUUGCAUGUCCCCACCUUUACUUCAUCUGGAUCUUAAGCCAGCCAACAUCCUGCUUGAUGCUCACUAUCAUGUUAAGAUUUCAGACUUUGGAUUGGCCAAGUGCAAUGGGCUUUCUCAUUCUCAUGAUCUCAGUAUGGAUGGACUUUGUGGCACUAUUGCAUAUCUGCCACCAGAACGAAUUAAAGAGAAGAAUAGAUACUUUGAUACAAAGCAUGAUAUAUAUAGCUUUUCCAUUGUUAUCUGGGGAGUUCUGACACAGAAGAAGCCUUUUUCAGAAGAAAAUAACAUUCUGCACAUUAUGGUAAAAGUGGUUAAUGGUCAUCGCCCAGAACUGCCACCUGUUUCCAAAUCCAGACCUCGUGCCUAUAAUAACUUGAUCAAACUGAUGCAAAAGUGCUGGCAAGAUGACCCUAGCAAGAGGCCAACGUUUAAAGAAAUUACUUCUGAAACAGAAGAGCUCUGUGAAAAACCAGAAUAUGAGAAUAAGGACAUGUCAGUUGAGGAGGAUGCAAAGGUUUCACAGACCUAUCCUAAGGAGAUGUCCAGUAUUUCCCAGCUGAAACAAGAACCUGAUCCUGCGUCAGUUAAGGAUUACAGCCUCUCUGAAUUAUUGUCCCAGCUGGACUCAGGAAUUUCACACACAGAACAGCCCGAGGAACUCAGUCGCAGUGCCUCUGAAUCUAGGCUUGCCACCAGUGACAAGAGACUGUCCGGAGUGUCCUCUGUAGACUCCGCCUUUUCUUCACGAGGUUCCCUGUCACUGUCGUUUGAGAGGGAGAAUUCUGGAAGUGACAUUGGUACCACAGAUAUCCAGAAAAGAAAACUGACUGAGGCAAUCACAUCUGGAGACACUGGUAAACUGAUGAAAAUUCUUCAGCCUCAAGAUGUAGACCUCAUUUUGGAUGGGAACGGUGGCCUUCUCCAUUUGGCUAUUGAAUCAGGCCAAGAAGAAUGUGUUAAGUGGCUACUACUGAACAAUGCCAAUCCCAAUCUGACCAAUAGGAAAAACUCUACACCCCUCCAUAUUGCGGUAGAGAAGAAGAACAAAAGCAUUGUUGAGCUGCUUCUUACAAGGAAAAUUAAUGUGAAUGCCAAAGAUGAGGACCAGUGGACAGCUCUUCAUUUUGCCAGCCAAAACGGGGAUGAACUGAUCACAAGAAUGUUGCUUGAAAAGAAUGCCUUGCUGAAUGAAGUGGAUUUUGAAGGAAGAGCACCAAUCCACGUUGCUUGCCAGCAUGGUCAAGAGACUAUAGUGCGCAUCUUUCUGAGGAAAGGGGUUUAUGUUGAUGUCAGAGGAAAAGAUCAUUGGGUGCCUUUACAUUACGCUGCAUGGCAAGGCCACUUACCCAUUGUGAAGCUUCUGGCCAAGCAGCCUGGAGUCCAUGUGAAUGCACAGACUGUAGAUGGAAGGACCCCUCUUCAUUUGGCAGCCCAGAGAGGACAUUACAGAGUUGCUCGAAUACUAGUAGAACUCCAGUCAGAUAUCAAUAUAAGAAAUGUGUUUUUUCACACUGCCCUUCAUAUAGCUGCUGAAACUGGCCACACUAGCACUUCCAGGCUGCUUCUUAACCGUGGAGCAGAUAUAGAAGCAACAACAGCAGAAGGCUAUACUGCCCUUCACCUAGCAGCCCGUAAUGGCCAUUUAUCCACAACCAAGCUGUUGAUCGAAGAAGGUGCCAAUAUCCUGGCAAGGGGUCCUUUAAACAGGACAGCACUGCAUCUUGCUGCUGAAAAUGGACAUGAUGAGGUGGUAGAGGUCCUUGUCAACCUAGAAAAUAUAAAUGAUUCAGAUGAGGAAGGGUUGGUGGCUCUGCAUCUUGCUGCAAAAGGUGGACACACACAAACAGCUGAAGUUCUGUUAAACCAUGGUGCCUGUAUCAAUAUGCAGAACUUUGCAUUUCAGACCCCACUGCAGUUGGCUAAACAAAAUGGGAGCAACACUAUUAUCACGCUGCUCAGCCAGAGAUAGGUGUUUGCUUUCUAAUACAUAUGGGACAGGCUAAUGAUGACCAUAGCAUGAGUAUCUGCUUAAACUUCACAUAUAGGUCUAACUUCCAUCUUUGCAGAAGCUACUUCUUGAUGUGGCAAUUCAGUCUAAUAAACUGAGCAGACAAGGGAGUAAGAGUCAUAAGUUCUGGGUUCGAUUUCAUACUUCCGUGUAAAGGAGCGCUGAGUAACCCCUUAGUGAAGACAUGAUGUUCUUUCCCCAUACUUCAACAUCAUGGGUGUUGGCUCACUGGAAUGAUGAUAUGAAGAGAUUUAAAAAAAGAGAGAGGGUUAUCCCUUAUUCUUUUCAGUGUAAAGUCAGUUUCUAAUAUUUCAAUCAUUCUUUACAUUCAAUGGGUGAGGUAUCUUUAAAUGUCACUCUGGAAUGUUUUUUUUUUUAAAUUGAUUUUUCCUUGACUAUUUACAAUCCAUACAAGUGUCUGCAUUCCUGAAAAAGUACUGCAGGGAUAAUUGUCCUAAAGCCACAUAGAAAUUAAAAUCCCAGUUUUAUUAUUCAAAAAAAGUAAGAAGUGCCUAUUUCAAAACUACACAUUUCUAGUUCUCUGAUGGUCAGUUUUUCCAUGAUCAUUACUGUUAGCUAAUGCUUACGAUAACAACUAUGAGCAUCCCUGUGUUAAUUAGAAAAUCAUUUCUAAUAUGCAGUACCAGCUUCUGUAUAUAUACAAUGUAUAUGCAUAAUAUUUCAACCUUCAACAUGUGAUUAAAUGGAAGAAAGCACAAGUACAAUAACAUUUGUACAAGUGUGCAUAAGCACAUGAAAAUUUUAUUUCAUUAAAUGUAAGAAUAGGUUGUAUCUAUAUGUUUCUUUUUAAGUGUUGUAAAUUACAGAACCACAGGUAUAGCAAUGUCUCCAAAACAGAUUUAUCAUGUAUAAUAGACUAAUAUAAAAAUAUACUGUGUAUAUAAUUCAGGACAUUGCAUGCUCUUUUUUCUACAGAAGAAAAUGGAGGUUUUUUAGGUCUGGGUAUGUUUUAAUACACCUUUUGUAAUGUUCAUUAUUUUCAGAAGUUCACAUGUGAUCUGUUUUACCAAUAAAAUAAGUUGAAAAAUGGC